This is a messenger RNA of Gracilinanus agilis (Agile Gracile Mouse Opossum), 1140 nucleotides long. It is a transcript of the gene BMP15, whose product is annotated as bone morphogenetic protein 15. Gene Ontology annotation, molecular function: cytokine activity; growth factor activity. The record is from RefSeq and is a predicted model, not a curated record. Gene Ontology annotation, cellular component: extracellular region. The coding region runs from base 1 to 1140 and encodes 379 amino acids. Gene Ontology annotation, biological process: BMP signaling pathway; SMAD protein signal transduction. The transcript has 2 exons. Lineage: Eukaryota; Metazoa; Chordata; Mammalia; Didelphimorphia; Didelphidae.
AUGGGGGCAGACUGGCUCCUGUGGGCACUGCUCUUUGCCCUGGAGCUGAGCUCCCUGAAGGGUACCAGUGCCCAGGAUGCUGUAGCUCCUGCCCAGGUGGCCACGCAGCUGCCCCUGCUCAGGGCGCUGCUGCAAGAAGUGCCCGCAAAGACCCCCCCAAGGCAGCUGGCUCGAGGGCGCCCCCUGCAGUACAUGCUGGAGCUAUACCGGCAGAGCGCCGACCUGCAAGGUCACCCACGGGAGAACCGCACCUUCCGAGUCGAUGCUGUGAGGCUGGUGAGGCCGGCGGGCCACCGAGCACUGCCCCCCCGGGGUCCCUGGUACGUGCAAACCCUAGACUUCCCCCUCCAGCCAAACCAUGAGGGAUACCGGCUUGUGAGAGCUGCAGUUGCUUACCGUCCUCACCUCCGCCUGUCUCACUCCCAUCUCUCGUGCCAUGUGGAACCCUGGGCCCACAAGAGCUCCCUCCUCCUGGGGGGAGGCUCCCCAGGGUUUGCUCUGCCUGAGGCCUGGGCCGAGAUGGACAUCACCAAUUACAUUCAGCAGCAAUUCUGGCCUCAAGAGAGGAGGAGAACCCUUCGCAUUCAAGUCAAGUGUGAACAGCAAGACAGGACCGCGCUUGGCCUGGGCUGGAGGCAGGCACUGGCUACCGACACUGCUUUCCUGGUUCUGUAUUUCAACAACACUUUUAAUAGCAUGCCCCAAGCUGGUCUACAAGAACCUCUGGCAGGGGAUCCUGGGGUAGCUGAUCCCCUUUUGCUGGCCCGGCAAGUCCGUCAGGUGGACCCCAUGAGAUCCGAGGUGCCUGGCCCUUCGCCGGAGGAGACCCUGUGUUCUCUCCAUCCUUUCCGGAUUAGUUUCCGCCAGCUGGGCGUAGAAAACUGGAUCAUUGCCCCAAACCUGUACAGCCCUAACUACUGCAAGGGGUCCUGCCCUCGGGUGCUACACUCUGGCUUCUGCUCGCCCAACCAUGCUAUCAUUCAGAACCUCAUCAACGAGUUGGUGGACCGGAACAUCCCCCGCCCUUCGUGCAUCCCUUAUAAGUACACGUCCAUUAGUGUCCUGCUGGUCGAGGCCAGCGGCAGCAUCCUUUACAAAGAAUAUGAAGACAUGAUUGCUCAGUCCUGUACCUGCAGGUGA